This is a messenger RNA of Serpula lacrymans var. lacrymans S7.9, 1142 nucleotides long. RefSeq lists its product as uncharacterized. The transcript is spliced from 4 exons. The record is from RefSeq and is a predicted model, not a curated record. NCBI's taxonomy places the organism in Eukaryota, Fungi, Basidiomycota, Agaricomycetes, Boletales, Serpulaceae. Gene Ontology annotation, biological process: mycotoxin biosynthetic process. The coding region runs from base 370 to 981 and encodes 203 amino acids.
AUGUUUCUCUCUAUCUCCCUUCUCGUUUUCAGACUGCAUAUGUCCUAGAUGGAAGUCCCAUUGUCGCCAGAGAAUAUCGGCGAGUUCAAUGAGAGAAACGAAAUAGCUAUUCUCAGUUAUUGGGCGAUGCCGUGUCAUUGAGCAUAUGGCAAUCAGACUUCUCGGAGAAUGGGAGGAUGCGGAAAAUGCCAGCACCAAGUUGGACGUCUUGGACAGGUUCAUCAGUACCAGUGGUUGUUCGGGUCAAAGUAUGCACAUCUUUAGGCAUUUUGUUAAGAUGUCGCUGUCGCUUCUAUCUUUGUUACGAACCUCGAGCUCUGGAUAGACGCUGCAUCUUUAUACCGAUCAUCCUAUAUUUGCUUUUGUACCAUGCUCAAGACAAUUCGACGUUAUUUCUAUGAUGACCAACGAGCAUUCAUGGUAGUUGCUCUUAUCGCCAGUGUCUUGUUUAACGUCCUUGCUGUCAGACGCUUGAGCUCCAAACAUACAGUCGACGAUAGCCAAUACAGUUACGUUGGUGAUGACCAUCCCACCGAACUACCCAUUCGCCUAGAUAGUGUGGCCAUGACAUUCGAGAAUACCGACCGCUACGGCACUGCAGGAACGAUGUCGUGGUAUGACUGGCACUCGCUGGACCAUUUCCCCAAGGGCCAUGGGUUUGUGCGACUGGGACCAGAUGGACGAAUCUUUGGCGUGUCUAUGUUCCACCAGAUCCAUUGCCUGGAUAUGAUUCGGGAGUCCUUCAUCAAAGGAGUCAACUCACACAGUGGACAUUGUCUCAACUUUCUGCGCCAGGCCAUUCUUUGCAAUUCGGAUAUCACUCUGGAUCCGAUCAAUAUAGAGAUUGAUGGCAAAAUAGUAGGCACGGACGGAACGGGCGUGACCCAUGUCUGCAGGGACUGGACACAGAUAUACGACUUCGUCAGAGAAAACCAUAAUGGCCCCAGCUGGGCGGAACAUAAUCUUACGGCGAAGGCAUAAUCAGGGGUCCAGGGGUUGGUGUCGCCAAUCUAGUGGCAUCAGGAGGCUUGACAAAGUUGUAGUGAAGGAUGAAUGUGAAAUCGUUUGACGACACCUGUUUGUCUUAAUACCACGGUCCAUGAUGUAUAUGACCUGAUAGAGUACGAAUGAACUAAGUUAGG